AUGGAAGUUGAGAAACAAGUCACAGCUGUUGUAGUGAUGGAGCAAAAACCGCAGAAAGAGGGUGACACUUCAACACUUGGUAGAUAUGUAGGGUCAUCAACUAUACCUACUUCCACUCGUCCUCCAUACGAUUAUACGAAGUAUUUUACAAUGGAGACGGUUUUUCCAUCCGAUGAAGCAUUGGUAAAUUGGAUAAGAUGCACUAGUAAACAACACGGGUUUAUCUUUAUGAUUAAGGGUUUUGAGAAAUGUAUUAAGAAUCGCACACCUUGGAUGAUGUUUUCAUGUGAAAUGAGCGGUAAGUAUAGGCCAUUUGUGAAGAAGGUUGAUGGGAAGGAGGUAGCUGUGAAGAAGAGAGUGCAGUCCAUGGGCACCAAAAAAUGUGAAUAUCCAUUUGAAUUGAAAGCUGUAAAGAAUGAUGGUUGGACUAUCUAUAUCCACAAUGGCACUCACAACCAUCCUCCAGUGGUGUACUCGGAGGGUCAUUCGUAUGCCGGGAGGUUGUCAGCAGAGCAGACUAGCACGGUGGUUGAUUUGUCAGUUGCUUUGGUGAAACCCAGAGAAAUCCUAACCCAUUUGAAGGUUCAAGAUCUUGAGAACGUAACGUCUAUCAAAACCGUAUACAAUGGACGACAAAAGUACUGA
Molecule: messenger RNA, 645 nt
Organism: Rhododendron vialii
Lineage: Eukaryota; Viridiplantae; Streptophyta; Magnoliopsida; Ericales; Ericaceae
Exons: 3
Coding region: 1-645 (214 amino acids)
Source: RefSeq, a predicted model, not a curated record